AUGAAGAAACUGCAUGAUUUCGGACAAUGGAUCUUGCUUAUACCCAAUGAAACCACGAUUACGUUAAGCUGUCAAGAAGACCAAGAAGCAGUCAAAGUUUUGGAAUCCCACUUAGCCGAAAUUCUAGUCGGUUGUACACUGGAACUAAAUCAAGUCCUCAUCGCCAAUCAAGAACCUCUAUCGAUUGGAAGUCAGCCAAUUAUUUUUCCAAAUAUCGAUACCAAUACUUCAAUUGCUACCAAGCCGAAUGACGUCAGCCUUCAUCUGGACCAAAUAGAAUUUGAUGAAGUUUACAAAAUAAAAAGAAGAUUAAUAGAAAACCGUGUUGACAUCCAUUCACAUAAGGUGUCGCAUAUUCCCAGUUCUUGGACAAUCCUGAUGUAUGGAGUACUGCUGCUGCUACUUUGCUGUUUUGUCUACAAGAAGAUCAUUCCGAUAAUUUUUACUAAGCCGAAGAAACCACAAAAAACCCCUAUUGAAGAAGUUGAUCUUUCGAAAGUGCAACUUCCUCGUUAA
Acanthoscelides obtectus is the source of this 516-nucleotide messenger RNA. Lineage: Eukaryota; Metazoa; Arthropoda; Insecta; Coleoptera; Chrysomelidae. The record is from the annotation of a GenBank genome assembly.